AGUGCAGAUAGAUCAGUUAGAUAUCAAAGGACAGACUGGGAGGACUGAUUCCUGGUUAACUUUUGACCAAACUUUUCCUCUGUGCUCCACUAUAAAAACUGGAAAUCUCUCACAAACCUUCUGCAGCAAAGAGGAGGAGAGGCUCUGAGAUGCAUAGUAUCGUUGCUAGUUGUGCUCUGGCAGCCCUGCUGCUGGCUGUGACCCAAGCCGAUCACCACAUCCACCACGUUCAUGAGGACAGCAUGAGCUGCCAUGUUCUUUCCACUCUCAAUGCUGACUUUGCCUUUGCCCUGUACAAAAAAGUGAAUCACAGAACCGGUCCUGGAAAGAACAUCUUCAUGUCACCUCUGGGCCUCUCUGCUGCUCUGUCCAUGCUGUCAACAGGGGCCCGCGGCAAGACCCACACCCAGCUGUUCUCCAGCCUCGGCUACACCAACUUAGACCAAGCACAGGUCAAUGAAGCUUAUGGCCAUCUUUUUCAAAUGCUUGGCCAGAGUCAACAGGACCAGAAGCUGGAUCUCGGGAACUCUGUUGUUGUGCGCACUGGUUUCAAUCCUCUGCAGACAUUUUUGAGUGACCUUCAGAACUACUACGCUGGUGAGGUCUUCAACGUGGACUUCUCCAACCCAUCUGAGGCUGUGGCUCAGAUCAACAGACACAUUGCUGUAAAAACCCAUGACAAGAUCAAGAAGAUGGUGAAGGACUUGGACCCUUUAAUGGCUAUGGUGCUGAUCAACUAUGUCUACUUCAGAGGACAAUGGGAGAGGCCCUUUGACAAAAACUUAACAGUAAAAGCAGAUUUCCAUGUGGAUGGAAACACCAAAAUUGAGGUGGACAUGAUGAAGAAGAUGGGACGCUUCGAUUACUAUCAGGACCAUGACAACCACACCAUCGUCAUCUCACUGCCCUACAAGGGCAAUACCUCUAUGAUGAUUGUCUUUCCUGAUGAAAACAAGAUGGAGGUGGUUGAGGGCUUCAUCAACAAGGACUACUUAAGGCACUGGCAUGACAAGCUCUACAAGAACAACCUGAACCUUUUCAUGCCUAAAUUCUCCAUCUCUGUUGACACCUCACUGGAUGAGAUUCUGAGGGAAAUGGGAGUAACGGAGGCUUACACUGACAAGGCUGAUUUCUCUGGCAUAUCUGAUGAGAUCAAGCUUAAAGUCUCAAAGGUCUCGCACCAGGCUGUGCUGAGUGUGGAUGAAACAGGCACAGAAGCAGCCGCUGCCACCACCAUCGAAAUCAUGCCCAUGAGCCUGCCUGUUGACAUGGUGCUCAAUCGACCCUUCAUGGUUUUCAUUAUUGAGCACUCAACGAGGAGUAUCAUCUUCGCGGGCAAGAUCAGCAACCCAGCAGCUGCGUAAACACUCGUGUGACGUGUAGAGUUGUCACAGGUUCAGCGAGUUUCAAUGGCUUCAGGACAUUUAUCCAUCAUCAGUAACAGCGAUUAUGACUGUGAUAUUAAGUGGAUUGAAUAAACGACAAGAAGACAGGGUGAAUAAGAUAAUAGAGGGGGUGAAUAAGACUAUAUACAAGUAACAGAAAUGUGCUUCCAUUAAUCCUUCUGUCACCAUUAAAUAAUUUGGUACUAUUUGUCAUCUGCCUUGGCUGAUAAAUGCCUUUACCCAUCAUAAUAAAUUAUUCUCCCUUUCACUGUUUCCAGUAAUGAAUUAAUGAGUAAAACAUCUGUCAAUACAGCAUCUGCAUUUUCCACUAACACAUUAAAGCAACCUGUCAUUGCGCUAUUACUGUUUCAACAAGGCUCAAUGUAAACUGAAAUAAAGACGCAUUUCAAACAA
Molecule: messenger RNA, 1799 nt
Organism: Girardinichthys multiradiatus
Lineage: Eukaryota; Metazoa; Chordata; Actinopteri; Cyprinodontiformes; Goodeidae
Product: alpha-1-antitrypsin homolog
Exons: 5
Coding region: 150-1364 (404 amino acids)
Biological process (GO): negative regulation of endopeptidase activity
Molecular function (GO): serine-type endopeptidase inhibitor activity
Source: RefSeq, a predicted model, not a curated record